GCCGCGCGGAACGGGCGGGGCUGCGGCGGGGCUCGCCAUGGUGCUGCUGGUGGUCAUGGGCGUGAGCGGCUCCGGGAAAACCACAGUUGGGUCACGUUUGGCAGCAAAGCUGGGAUGGAAAUUCUAUGAUGCAGAUGACUAUCAUUCACCAGAGAAUAAAAAGAAGAUGGCAGCAGGAAUGCCACUAAAUGAUGAGGACAGAAUUCCAUGGCUUUGUGCAUUGCAUGAUAUACUGAGGAGAGAAGAAUCAUCUAGACAAGAUGCAGUUCUGGCCUGUUCAGCACUGAAGAAAAUCUAUAGACAUAUAUUAGUCAGUGGAGCAUCUGCAAUUGGAAACAGUCAGUCAGAGAAACCAGGAGAAAUUGCAGCACUGAAUAUCCUCUUUGUUCAUCUGGAUGGUCCUGCAGACCUCAUUGCUCACCGCCUGGAGAAGAGGAGAGGACAUUUCAUGCCACUGAAACUACUUCAGUCUCAGUUUGAUGCUCUGGAGCCUCCUACAGCACCAGAAAGCUUUAUUACUGUCAGCCUAGAAAAAUCUCUUUCUGAGAUAGUGCUGGAGAUUGAGAGAGCCAUUUUUUCAGGGUGAGGCUUUUCCAAAAUAAGUUUCUAACUCAUACAUGCAGAAAUUCCCUUAGCAACAUCAUGCUUACGAAGUGUUAUUUUAAUUGUUUUUAAGUUAAUCAAAGAAACUAUUUUUUUCCCAAUAUUUAAGUGAAUUACAAUGUUAAGACCUGGUUUGCUACUCUGGUAUUUUUGUCAUGGCUCUAUAAAAGACAUAAAAAAUGAAGCUUUAAAAAACUGUCAAUAAUUUUAAAAUUCCUCAGAAUGUGAACAUAAAAUUGUGCUAGUAUCUAAACACAGCCUGCUUUUGAAAAUCGCAUCAAGGAUCAUGCACAGUAAUUGAAUUUCUUUUUCAAUUUUUACUGCCAAACAUGGAGACAGACACAUCUAACAAGUGAUUAAUUAAUUUAUAGCUUUGUUAGAAGCUGUAUGUUUAUUUUCCUGCAAGUAUAAAAGACAGGAAUACACACGAUGAAGUUCCAUGCCUGACACUGUUGCUGUCUCACUGACAGAUUUUUAACGCUCUAGUUUCUGUGUUUAUGUUCUUGCCAACCUCCCCAGAGCAGUGAGACCUCACCACUUCUUUAAUACUUUCACUGAAUACCAAGCUGGAAGCUACAGAGGGAAAAAGGUGGUGGUGGUAGUGGUGAAGUAAUAUACAAAAUACAACUGUAUGAAAAGUUAUGGAAAUAAAUGAAAUAUCAGAGGCAUCA
Centrocercus urophasianus (Greater sage-grouse) is the source of this 1274-nucleotide messenger RNA. RefSeq names its product IDNK gluconokinase (gene IDNK). Gene Ontology annotation, cellular component: cytoplasm. Bases 38 to 586 code for a protein of 182 amino acids. The transcript has 5 exons. Gene Ontology annotation, molecular function: gluconokinase activity. NCBI's taxonomy places the organism in Eukaryota, Metazoa, Chordata, Aves, Galliformes, Phasianidae. The record is from RefSeq and is a predicted model, not a curated record.